UCCUGUUCUCUGCUCUCUACUCUACCUCAAAGUUAAUGACAAAAGAUUCAAAAAGCGUUUUUUCACGAUUUAAUAAGUAUUAGAAAUUGAGAGUGAAGAUGUAUAUGAUAGAGAGCAAAGGAGGAGCAAUCUCUUGUAUGCUCUUAGCUCUGCUCUUCUUAGGUACAUGGCCAGCAAUCAUGACACUAACAGAAAGACGUGGGAGACUUCCUCAACACACUUAUCUUGACUACACAAUCACAAAUCUAUUAGCUGCAGUGAUCAUAGCCUUCACACUAGGCCAAAUAGGUCCAAGUAGACCAAAUUUCAUCACACAGCUUUCUCAAGAUAAUUGGCAGUCUGUGAUGUUUGCAAUGGCUGGAGGAAUAGUACUUAGCCUUGGAAACUUAGCAACACAAUAUGCUUGGGCUUUUGUUGGUUUAUCAGUCACUGAAGUCAUCACAGCUAGUAUCACUGUUGUUAUUGGCACAACUUUAAACUACUUUUUGGAUGAUAGAAUCAACAGAGCUGAGGUACUUUUCCCAGGAGUGGCUUGUUUCUUGAUCGCGGUUUGUUUCGGCUCUGCUGUUCAUAAAUCAAAUGCAGCUGAUAACAAAUCUAAACUCCAAGGUUUCAAAAGUUUAGAGACUACUUCUUCCUUCCAAGUAGAGAUAGAUCCUGCAGACAGCGGGUUAGGGAAAGGGAAAGCUAAAGAAGGGACAGCAGCUUAUCUUAUAGAGCUUGAGAAACAAAGAGCCAUCAAGGUCUUUGGGAAAAGCACAAUAAUAGGCCUGGCGAUAACUUUCUUUGCUGGUAUCUGUUUCUCUCUAUUCUCACCUGCAUUCAACUUAGCGACAAACGAUCAAUGGCACACAUUAAAACAUGGGGUUCCAAAACUCAAUGUCUACACUGCUUUCUUCUACUUCUCAAUAUCUGCAUUCGUGCUUGCUCUGAUACUUAACAUUAAGUUCCUGUACUGGCCUAUACUUGGUCUCCCAAAGUCCUCUUUCAAAGCUUACCUUAAUGACUGGAAUGGCCGAGGAUGGUCUUUCUUGGCUGGAUUUCUUUGUGGAUUUGGUAAUGGUCUUCAGUUUAUGGGCGGUCAAGCUGCAGGCUAUGCAGCUGCAGAUGCUGUUCAGGCACUUCCACUUGUGAGCACGUUUUGGGGGAUAUUACUGUUUGGAGAAUACAGGAGAUCAUCAAGAAGAACAUAUGUACUUCUUAUCAGUAUGCUCUUCAUGUUCAUAGUUGCAGUUGCGGUUCUUAUGGCUUCGUCCGGACAUAGAAAAUGACUUCAAAAGGAAAUUCACAGAAACAUCUACAAGAUAAACUGCUGAAAGGAUCACAACUUUAGUUCACAAACUUGUCAGAGACCAGCAAAAGUUUACUUCUUAUGGAGUACACUGAUGGACCAUCCUCCAACUUGUUAUGAACAAAUCAUUUCACUUUCUCUAAUGUAAAGACUCGAUUCAUUAAAAGAAGGUCAAAUCUCCAA
Eruca vesicaria subsp. sativa (arugula) is the source of this 1474-nucleotide messenger RNA. Lineage: Eukaryota; Viridiplantae; Streptophyta; Magnoliopsida; Brassicales; Brassicaceae. The record is from the annotation of a GenBank genome assembly.